Molecule: messenger RNA, 1050 nt
Organism: Paramecium tetraurelia
Lineage: Eukaryota; Ciliophora; Oligohymenophorea; Peniculida; Parameciidae
Exons: 3
Source: RefSeq, a predicted model, not a curated record
AUGGGAAAUGAAUGUACUUAGAGUUGUAAUAUAAAUACAUCAUCAGAAGUUGGAUUGAUAGGAUUAACCAUAGACGAAAGAGGCUAGAUUAAUAAUGAUGAAUUGCAAAGAAAUAAAAUCAAUUUUUCAUAAGAUGAAGAUCUUAACAUGCAAGCAUCAAAAGCUUAACUCUUUAAUAUGCAGAAUAGCAGUUCAUAUUUUUAUUAGAAUAAGGAUUUAGAAGACGUUUAAGAUAGUACAAAACAAUCAAAGCAGCAGAGUAAUGUUAUGCAAUCAAACCAAAAUAAGAACAAAAAACUUGAAAAAAGACCCCCCUAUUAAUUUAAGAAUGGUGCAAUAUAUGAUGGUUAAUGGAAAGGAGUGUUUAGAGAAGGUUAUGGAAUUUAAACAUGGCCUGAUGGUGCAAAAUAUGAAGGAGAAUGGAUGAAUAAUCUUGCAAAUGGAAAAGGUAAAUUCACUCAUGCUGAUGGUGAUAUAUAUGAAGGAGAUUGGGUAGAUGAUAAAGCAAAUGGAUAUGGCAUAUAUAUUCAUUUAAAUGGAGCUAAGUAUGAAGGAUUUUGGAAAAAUGAUUAAUAAGAAGGUUAAGGUACUGAGGAAUGGAUCGAUGGCUCCAAAUAUUAAGGUAACUACUUAGCUGGUAAGAAAAAUGGUUAAGGGUUUUAUUAGUGGAGUGAUGGUUCAACUUAUGAUGGAAAUUGGUUGGAUAAUAAGAUAAAUGGCUUUGGUAUUUAUAACUGGUGUGAUGGAAGAAGAUAUGAAGGAGAAUGGGUUAACAAUAAUAUGCAUGGUAAAGGAAUCUAUACUUGGAAGGAUGGAAGAAGAUAUGAAGGAGAAUAUCAAUUUGAUAAGAAACAUGGUUUCGGUAAAUUUACAUGGCCAGAUGGCAAAGCUUAUGAGGGUCUUUGGGCAUAUGGAAAAUAGAAUGGUCAAGGGAAAUAUGUCCAUCCUGAUGGUACUACUAAGGUUGGAAUAUGGGAAAAGGGAAAUAGGGUUGCUUGGUUGGAUGAUGAUCAAACGUAGGUACCUUAAUAAUUGAAAUAACAAUUUUGA